AUGGGGAAUACAGGGGAUGCAUUGCUGGAUCCUCUGCAGCACCAAUUGCAGCAGUUGGAGGUUCGUCAGCAGCAGCAGGUGCAGCAAGUGCUGCAGCAGCUGCAGAGAGCACAACAAGAAGAGAGGGCAAGGAUGGAGCAGCAGCUAAUAAGGGCAAGACAGCAGCAUCUGCAGCUGCAGCAGGAGAGUACUGCAGCAAGAAGCUUACUUGUAUCAGCAGAAGCGGGGCUGCAUGCAGUGCAGCAGCAAAUAAAAGAAUUGAAGGCAGGGGAGACACUAAUAGAGGAGACAAUUGUCUCCUUAGAGUCAGCAUUACAGCGUGUAGCUGCAUCCGAGACAGCAGCAGCAGCAGCAGCAGCAGCAGCAGCUCAACAACAGCAACAACCAGGAGGAGCAGCAGCAGUAGCAGCAGCAGCAGCAAUGGUGUCUCCUCCUAUGGAUAUACAUGAGAUAAUGGCACUAAGCAGCAAUAUGCAUAUAGAGGGAAAGCUAAGAUUAGGGAGACAAUUAGAGACAGUAAAUAGGACAGUACAGAGUGUAGCUGAGUUACUAGAGGAAGGAGAAGCAGCAGCAGCAAAAGUAGCAAAUAUAGGACCAACAGGUAGACAAAUAGGAGAGCAGCUGCUGCAGCAAGUUGCUGCUAUUCAGCUGUCUCUUAAGACACAAGAAGAAUACCUUAAGGAAGUUGUUGCUGCACUAGAGGCUAAGCAGAUAGUAUGUGAUGGUGUGCUGCAGCAGCUGCAUGCAGCAAUGGAGGGGGCAAUAGCAAGAUAUGCUGCUGUGCUGCAGCAGCAGCAGAAACAGCAGCAACAGCAAAUACAAACUGCAGCAGACGCUCUAAGGACUGCAGCAGCAGCAGACACCGAGCAGCUCAAGCAGCAACUUGAGCAGCAAAUACAGAGAGUUACUACUAUUAAGAUUUCUCCUGCUGCAGAGGCGCAGCAGCUACAGCUGCUGCAGCAGCAAAUAUCUACAUGGGAAGCAGCAUUAGCUCAAUCUUUUGCUGCUAUUGAUUCUCUCCUUGAUGCUGCUGUUGAAUCUGCUGCUGCUGCUGCACCUCUACCCCCUAUGCAUGCAAUAGAUACAACGGGGCUGCAGCAAGCAGUAAUAAAGGCACAAGAUGUUAAGAAAGAAAUAAGGAAAGAAAAGGCAGAGAUAGCGCAACUCCUUAAGAUUCUUGCUACCCACCUAGAGGAGCAGCAGCAGCAGCAGCAGCAGCAUAUGCAGCAGCAGCAGCAGAAGCAGCAGCUACAAAUUCAUCAAAACUUCUUCUCCUCUAUGGGUGCACCAGCAAGGCCAGAAGAAACUUAUGCUGCUUAUGUCUUGCCUAUGCAGCCACCGCAGCAGCAGCAGCAGCAGCAGCAGCAGCAGCAGGUGCAGCAGCCAAUCCCUUACCAAUCACAUGUUCAGCAGCUGCAACUUCAGCAGCUACAAAUGCAGCCACAGCAACUCCAGCAACUGCAGCAGCAGCAGCAACUACCGCAACUGCAGCAGCAGCAGCAGCAGCGCAGCAAUCCAGCAACGCAGCUCCCUCUUCCUAAUCCCUUCGCUACCCCACAGACACAUCUUUAA
Molecule: messenger RNA, 1572 nt
Organism: Eimeria maxima
Lineage: Eukaryota; Apicomplexa; Conoidasida; Eucoccidiorida; Eimeriidae
Exons: 1
Coding region: 1-1572 (523 amino acids)
Source: RefSeq, a predicted model, not a curated record